Messenger RNA from Ambispora leptoticha, 152 nucleotides. The record is from the annotation of a GenBank genome assembly. NCBI's taxonomy places the organism in Eukaryota, Fungi, Glomeromycota, Glomeromycetes, Archaeosporales, Ambisporaceae.
GAUUUGGGAUUUUGGUGGGAUUUUGAGAAUUUAUAGUUUUGCCAACAUGUAUAGCAGUUUUUAUAAUCCUACUAAAGAUUAUCAGGAGAAUUGGCUAAGGUAUAUUUUUGAAAAGAAGUUAAUAGCUGAAGAGGUGCGAGGUACAUCUCUAG